Messenger RNA from Haliotis rufescens (red abalone), 1484 nucleotides. RefSeq lists its product as uncharacterized. The transcript is spliced from 6 exons. Lineage: Eukaryota; Metazoa; Mollusca; Gastropoda; Lepetellida; Haliotidae. The record is from RefSeq and is a predicted model, not a curated record. The coding region runs from base 132 to 809 and encodes 225 amino acids.
UGGGGCGCCUGUUCUUAGAAAAGUGUUCAUUCACCUCGCCGCACUGUCAUAAGAAGGAUUUACACCUCACAACAGAAGCAGAGCAAACCUUUAUGGACAUUGAACACAGUAUCCUUCACAGGUAACCGCGCAUGAUUGGAUCAUUAAUGAUGAGGACACAUGGACGACAUCACCGACCACGCAGUAUCGUCUUCACCGUCGCCGCCGGUAUUUCGGCAGUAGUAUGUUGUGUCUUUGUCUUCGCAGUACAGACAAACGUGCAUCCCCGACGUCACACUAACGCCCCAGACAAGCAUUCCCUUCCAUGUCCUUCGCCUUACGGAGACAACAUAGAAGACAACAUCAGACGCGUCUUAGAGAAACAGAGAGACGCCGAACCAGCAAGUCGGGUAUAUCUCAGCCAUCUUGGGCUGCCCUGGCAGGGCGGGACGUUUGUUAACGUCUCCACAACAACUGGGUCGACCUUGGAUUCAAGGCGUUCAAGGUCAAGAGUAACCCUCCCCACUGUGGUUCUAGCGGCAUCAGCUAAUCACUACCAGGAGCUUCAGGCUUUACUGCACAACAUCCACACCUCCGUCAACCGAGAUGGCAGGUUGAAAGUUGUGUUCUAUGACCUUGGACUAGAUCCCUUUCAGCUUAGCCAGAUGCAUCGUCACUGCGAGUGCGAGGUGCACCAAUUCCCGUUUCACCAAUUCCCGUCUCACGUCCGAGACUUGGGCGUCUUUUCCUGGAAACCAAUCCUAGUUCAGGUAAACCCCAUCAUGUGGCCCAAUAACUGGAGGGCGUGGCGAUCACCCUUCAAAAUCUAGCUCUGCAACAAUGGAACUUCAUCAUGUACAUGGACGCCUCCAUCCGCAUCCUAACUUCAGAUCUCCAGGAACUUUUUGACGUUGCCUGGAAACGUGGAAUUCUCGUCAGUGACCGAGAACACGAAUCUUUCAAGAUGGUUGAACACACUGAUCCAAGAACAUUUGCCUUCUUUGGCGAGAAACCUUGUUACUUUGAAAACAUAUCAGAGAAACAAGCCGGCUUUUUGUUGAUGAGGAGAAGUCCACUUCUAAAGUUAACCAUUAUUCGACCAUGGGUUGAGUGCGCACUGUCACUGGAAUGUAUUGCUCCGCAGGGGUCAAAGAUCAACUGGUUUUGUAGUUACUAUCGCCACUUCUUGGGCGAAUGUCAUCGAUUUGACCAGUCAGUGUUGAACAUUGUCAUAUCUCGAACAUUCCAUCACACAGGGGACGUACCACUUAUUCCUAGUAAAUUCUUUAAAAUUGACAGAAAUCAAAGAAUGAAUUAUUUCGAUAUGAUGUAAAUAUUCCAAAUUGGUUGUGUUAUCUGAAGGUGUAAUGAAACCUGUAAUUUCUGAAAAAGGUGCCCCUUCAUCCACCGGAGAUAAUUGCGCUCAGGUGCUAUUCAUCGUGAGAAAUGGUUUGUAACGAUAGAAUCAUUUCACCAUAUCUAUACCCUUAUCCCGGACCAAGGAG